Molecule: messenger RNA, 1700 nt
Organism: Seminavis robusta
Lineage: Eukaryota; Bacillariophyta; Bacillariophyceae; Naviculales; Naviculaceae
Source: the annotation of a GenBank genome assembly
CGAGCUGCAUCCAACAGAAGACUCGAGCCUGUGCAUGUUUGUUCCACAAGACAAUCAUCACUAUCACCAACAGCAAGCUCAUCUUCUACUCUAGCCAGUACCUUUCCCUUAUAAAAGCCAUAAACCAAACUAAACCAAGCCAAGUAACAUCCUGAUUGGUUGACUGAUUUAUCCAGGUUGGGAUAUGGGUAGCCUGCUUCUAUUCUCGAGACGACAAUGAAUUUUCUGUGGUCUUUCUCGGCACUAUACUCCCUGAUUCUUCUGCUACAUGUGCCGCAAGAGUGUGAAGCAUCUUCCUUUGGGGCUCUUAGCUGUGUCGUAGGAAGUGAUGGACUGGGCGGAGCUCACUUGUCUGCCGAUACAUUGGAAACCGGGAAUCUGGACACCCUGUUUUCCGUGCAACUGGAUGGAGUGGAAAUCACCACCGGCCAAGAUGUGAGCUUUAUCCCGGAAGGCGCCGAGUUUAGAAUGCCCUUGGUCGUCUUGACCAAUGACGUUGACACCACGCCCAUUCGAGGCUUUAACAUGCUAGUCUCCCUGCAAGACGAUUCCGCUACCGCCUCUCUACUAAUUCAGUCUGAUACGCAACAAGAAAACACCGAGUGUGUAGGCGUUACGACUUCCGGGAUUACGCAUACCAGCAGUGACCCCAAGAGCGAAGUAUCGACUGAAAUUUUGGUCAUUGAUCCACUCUUUGGACAACCACAACGAACCGACAGCCUACAACUGAGUAUUGAUGUUACUAUCGUUGUACAAAAUUCAGCAGGCAUCUCCCGCUACUACUACUCCCAGUACUUUAUCCAACUCCGAUCACUCGUUACCCUGGUACCCACCGUGGCUACUACCAAUCAACCCACCACCAUGCCCAGCAGUGGUGUUGCAGCAGCAGCAACAGCAGCAACCACUCUGCCAACUCCAUUGACCACAAUUUCGAGCACAGCCUUUGCCACUGCCAUUGCCACCACCAGUCAACCUUCCGGCACGUCGUUUCCCACUGCGACGGGAACCAGUACCUUGGCACCCACCGUGCAAGGAGGGACUACCGUACCCACUGUGGGAGCCACCACGACCGUACUGCCCACCCCCAAUGGUUUCACUACUGUACCGACCACCUUUGGGAGUUGUCCCGCAUUUGGUGCAGAUGACGAGGAAAUUACCUGUCAAGACUGUUUGGAAGCGGGAUGUUCGUGGGCUUUGGGACAGUGUUUCAAUCAGUGUGAUGUCAUUGCAGAUGUCACCUGUUACAAUCAAGAGAUUUUGGAAGGACAAUCGCCUCCCGACAUUUGUGCACUGGUUGUGAUGGAUCAAGAAAAUGCGGCCAUUUGCUAUAAUGGCAAUACGUGUGAGGAAUGUGUAAACACGCGACAAACGACGGGCGAUGCGUGUGAAUGGUAUCCCGGCGCGGAAAUUUGUGGAACAGGAGGGUGUAACUCGGCAGGAUGUGGUACCACCACGUGUGAUGAGACAACAGCUCCAACGACGGUAGUCGCCGAAACCACGGUACCAACCACAGUGGGGGACCCGACUUGCCCCGCCUUUGCUUCAGGGGAAGAGCCCUCGUGCGAACAAUGUUUGGAGGCGGGCUGUUCGUGGACCCUCGGAUUGUGUUUCAAUGGAUGUGCCAUUCCCGAUGCUUCUUGUUACAAUCAAGAGAAUUUCGGAGGACAACCCGAUGCCAUUUGCACCCUUUAUGCGGUCGA